Molecule: messenger RNA, 363 nt
Organism: Staurois parvus
Lineage: Eukaryota; Metazoa; Chordata; Amphibia; Anura; Ranidae
Source: the annotation of a GenBank genome assembly
UACUGUGCAUGCUGUGAUUGGUCACAGCUUGUCACAUGGUACAAGGAUGUUGUGAAUAGCCUUGUACCAUAUGACCUCUGUGAUCAUUCAUGAUUUGACAAGUAGUAAGCAAUGAUGUCAGGAAAUGACAUCUUGUUUACUACCAUUCAUGUGAUCACCGAUUGGCCAAUCAGUGAUCACAUGAAUUGGGACCUCACACAGAGGUCCUGUACAGCAAUCUGGGCACCGAUCGUGGUGCUGCGCGAGCGUCCACUCGCAUCGCUGUGCGCGCUCCCUGGGAGCGCGCAACACUGCGAUCCGGUGCCCGCUGUGUCCUCCGGACUCAGUGAAACACCGAUCGUCGGACGGGACCUCUGUAUGAGG